Phascolarctos cinereus (koala) is the source of this 1892-nucleotide messenger RNA. It is a transcript of the gene TMEM145, whose product is annotated as transmembrane protein 145. NCBI's taxonomy places the organism in Eukaryota, Metazoa, Chordata, Mammalia, Diprotodontia, Phascolarctidae. The record is from RefSeq and is a predicted model, not a curated record. Gene Ontology annotation, biological process: response to pheromone; G protein-coupled receptor signaling pathway.
UUUAAUCGGGUGCGCGCGCGCGCUCGGCCCCGCCGGAGUCUCCGGAGCGGGAGCAGGAUGGAGCCCCCGCGCGCGCCCGCGAUGCUGCUGCUGCUGCUGCUGCUGCUGCUGCCUGUGCUGCUGCCGCUGCCCCCCUGUGCCUGGGGCAAGUACGUGCGGGGCAACCUCAGCUCCAAAGAGGACUGGGUAUUCCUGACAAGAUUCUGCUUCCUCUCUGACUAUGGCCGGCUGGACUUCAGGUUCAGAUAUCCCGAGGCCAAGUGCUGUGAGAACAUCCUCCUGUACUUUGACGACCCUUCCCAGUGGCCCGCAGUAUACAAGGCCCAAGACAAGGACUGCUUGGCCAAAGAGGCGGUGAUUCGGCCUGAGAACAACCAGGUGAUCAACCUCACUACCCAGUACCCCUGGUCGGGCUGUCAAGUGGUGUCCGAGGGGGGCGUCCGCUACCUCAGCUGCUCCAGCGGACGCAGCUUCCGCUCAGUGCGCGAGAGAUGGUGGUACAUCGCCCUCAGCAAGUGCGGGGGGGAUGGGCUGCAGCUGGAGUAUGAGAUGGUGCUGACCAACGGGAAAUCCUUCUGGACCCGACACUUCUCUGCCGACGAGUUUGGGAUCCUGGAGACAGACGCGACCUUCCUCCUCAUCUUCACCCUCAUCUUCCUCCUCUCCUGCUACUUUGGUUACUUGCUGAAAGGCCGACAGCUGCUUCACACAACCUACAAGAUGUUCAUGGCGGCAGCAGGAGUGGAAGUCCUCAGCCUCCUGUUUUUCUGCAUAUAUUGGGGUCAAUAUGCCAGCAAUGGCAUCGGCAAUGAGAGCCUGAAGAUCGUGGCCAAACUACUGUUUUCGGUCAGCUUCCUCAUCUUCCUACUGAUGCUGAUCCUGCUGGGAAAAGGCUUCACCGUGACUCGGGGCCGGAUCAGCCAUUCAGGCUCUGUGAAGCUCUCCGUCUACAUGACACUGUACACACUUACACACGUGGUUCUCCUUAUCUAUGAGGCCGAGUUCUUUGACCCUGGGCAGGUGCUGUACACCUAUGAGUCUCCGGCCGGUUAUGGGCUCAUCGGCCUCCAGGUGGCCGCCUACGUGUGGUUCUGUUACGCUGUGCUGGUGUCCCUGAGGCACUUCCCUGAGAAACAGCCAUUCUAUGGGCCCUUCUUUGCUGCCUACACACUCUGGUUUUUUGCUGUCCCUGUCAUGGCCCUCAUUGCUAACUUUGGCAUCCCCAAAUGGGCUCGAGAGAAAAUCGUCAAUGGCAUCCAGCUGGGCAUUCACCUCUAUGCACAUGGGGUAUUCCUGAUCAUGACGAGGCCUUCAGCUGCCAACAAGAAUUUCCCCUACCAUGUGCGAACUUCCCAGAUUGCUUCAGCUGGGGGACCUGGGCCAGAAGGGGCCCCGUCAGACAAGUCCUUCCCUCAGCAUGUCUAUGGAAAUGUGACUUUCAUCAGUGACUCCGUCCCCAACUUCACGGAACUCUUCUCCAUCCCUUCAGCAUCAGGGGCCAGCGCUGGGAAGCAGGUGGAGGAGACAGCGGCAGCAGAGCCUCCAAGGGGCCGGGUGGUGACCACGGCCAAGCAGGCCUCUCCACCCCCGGCCCCCGGUGGGGAGGGCCUGCCGCCCCCUUAUCAGCUUCAUGCCCCCCAGAUUCACAGGCCCCACCCUGGCUUUCCUGAGUACUUCAGCGUCCACACCGGUGCUGGGGCUAUGCCCCCCAUCUGAGGGCUGGCACCCCACUUAGCGUGCCCAUAUACACACGCAACCCUGAGAGGUUUUAGGAGGGUGGGGGUUGGCCCAGCCUGAGUCCUGGGACCCACCGGGCCUUGAUGGUCAGCAGCUUCCUUCCCCACCCCACACCCAAUUCACUACCCCCAACCCCCUCAUUUUGUGCCAAAUGG